UUCACGCUUCGGCCAAAUUGUGACGAUGUGCAGUGUAGUGUUGUAUCUGGAUUCAGUGUCGUUUUUGGUUUGAGUUUCGGCUUAUCGUGAAAAACAGAACAGAUUGAGUGAACCCUGUGCCAGUAGCCUUCGACAGUUCGGAGAGCAACUAUGGUCAGACGGAAGACGGAUUUGUGUUGUUUAUGAAAGUGAUCGUCUGCAACCUGUCUGCUAUUUUGUUAGUCAACAAGUAUCGAUCGUCGUCGCUAGAGAACACACGCCAUCCUAUUUAUUUACUGCAAUCAGAAACCUGCAGAGAGUUCGUCUUGAAAACCGACUUCAAUGAAGAAACAGUGACAUGGGAAUGGAUUACAGUGCCAACUUAUCGUGAUGAAAUGAAGUGUUGUGUUUAGUGAAUUUAUAAGUUAAAGUCAGUGAAAUGUAGGCCUAAAGAAUGGUGCUGCAAUGUCUAGGCAGACGAGGAAGGUACCGCAUUGACCGGUACCUCUCAUUAAGUGCAAGUGAAGUGAGUGCCUUUUAUCUACAAAAAGUGUGAAAAGUGAAAAUCGUGCAUGUGGACAGAAGAGCGGGGCCCACCGCCACUGGGCCCCUGUCUGGUACCUGUGCUCCCACGCCCAGUGGGGUCUAGCAUGGGCCAGCAAUCAUUUUCCACUAUGAACUCUGCCACUUCGGGGAAGUUAUCAACCCGUACUACGGGGUAUCACCAAAAAGCUUUGGCAGAGAUAAGAAAUUCUCUUCUGCCAUUUGCCAACAUUGGUGGGGACAGCAAUGUUGGCUCCAGUGCAGCAAGUACUAUAUCAACUCUGUCAACAACUAGUGGUGUUAGUUCAGCCUCAGGGCUUAGUGGAUUCAGUACGGCUUCUGGAACUGGAUUAGACAAGGAUAUAUCUAACCAGCUACACAACAUGGGAUACUCUGAGCUCAAGCAGGGCGCGCUGGACGCGGUGAAUGGACACGGCUCGGGCCACGGGUCCGGGCACGGCAAGGGGCUCAACGGCCUCAAGCUGAUGCGCAAGCCCAGCCUGGAGCGGGAGGCGGACAGCGGGGCCGGCAGCUCGCGGUCCGACAGCCCCCGCCUCAUGGACCUGAGCAUGGGGGUGCCCGGGCUGGGGCCCAGCCUCGGCCCCAGCCUCGGCCCGCGGCAGUACAGCCCGCCGCCGCCGCCCCCGCCGCGGAGCGGGUCGACGCCCCCGCCACCGCCGCCACCCCAUCACGCCCCCUACCCCAGCAACGUGCAGCAGCUCCUGAAGCGCAUGUCGCCCGCCCCUGUGGUGCCCACGCGGUCGCCCGCCGCGCCCCCGCCACAGGGUGGCUCCGGGCUGCCCACCAUGCCCGUGUUGCCCCCGCCGCCCCAGCGGGGCACGAGCCCCAGCGGAGGCGGCCAGGGCCUGGGCCAGGGCCGGCAGCCCAUGAUCCUGCAGAACGGGCCGCAGGUGCAGCAGCAGCUGUCGCAGCAGAUGCAGGCGCUGUACCAGACGGAGCCGCCGCCGCCGUACCCGCUGGUGCCGCCGUCGCCAGGCCCCACCAUGACCCCCGCGCCGCCCAGCUACUCGGCGUCCAUCCAGAGCCGGCAGAGCCCCACGCAGGACUACCGCAAGAGCCCGUCGUCGGGCAUCUACUCGGGGCCGACCUCCGCGGGCUCGCCCAGCCCCGUGACGGUGACGCCCUGCGGGAUGAACGGCGCCGUCACGCCGCCGUCCGUGGCGCGCCCCACCCCCAUGCUGGCGUGGGGCGCGCGGCAGGCCAAGACGCAGCCGCCCAUCAUCAUGCAGAGCGUCAAGAGUACGCAGGUGCAGAAGCCCAUCCUGCAGACUGCCACGGCGCCCGCCCAACCCCAGACGGCCACCGCCCCCACGCCCGCCUCCAGCCCCGGGGCGCCCGCGCAGCAGCAGCAGCAGCAGCAGUCUUCCUCGGGGCCCCAGCCACCACCACCCUCGUACGCCUCCUCCAUCCAGCACAAGCAGCACUGCACCAAGCCCCCGGCGCCGCCGCCAGUACCCUCCCCCUCGGCGGCCCCGUCUCCUGCCCCAGCGCCCUCGCCCGCCCCGAGCGCCUCGCCCGUGACGGUGCCCACCACCGAGCCUCCCAGCUACGCGUCCACCAUGCAGGUGCUCGCCGUGCAGCGUGGCGUGGCGGUGCGGCCGCCCGCCCUGCCCCCCAGCCCCGGCAUGCAGACCGUGCAGUCCCGCGCCUCGCCCGCCUGCGCCGUCAUGCAGCGCAAGUACUCGGCCGUGGUGCCGGGGGCCUGUCAGGACGGCGACACGACGGACGGCCCCAGGCUGACUAACGGCGACCACGCAUCUGCGCCCUGCCCACCCCUGCCACCCACUGCCUCCUCGUCGGUGGCCAACAAGUGCCACGGCAUGCAGAAUGGGGACCGGAGACCCGCUCCGAACCCUUCCUCAAGUGGAUGUCCACCUGCUCCUCAUCAUAAAGUUAAACACCAAUCCCCCAUUCCGGAAAGAAAGCACUUCAGUAAAGAAAAAGAAGAAGAACGCAGAGAUAGCAGGGUGCGGAACUACUCGCCGCAAGCCUUCAAGUUUUAUAUGGAGCAGCACAUAGAAAAUCUAUUCAAAUCAAGUCAGGCUCGACUCUUCAGAAUAAGGCAACUGGAGAAUGAGAUGAAGAAAGCAGAUCUUAGUCGUGAUGCUCAGUUUCACAUGCGGAAGAUGCUGUCAAAAAGGGAGUCAAAUUACAUUCGAAUGAGAAGAGCAAAAAUGGACAAAUCCAUGUUUACUAAAAUUAAGACCAUAGGGGUAGGGGCAUUUGGAGAAGUCACCCUUGUCAAGAAAGUUGACUCCAAACAUUUGUAUGCUAUGAAGACUUUACGUAAAGCUGAUGUCUUGAAGAGAAAUCAAGUUGCUCAUGUAAAAGCUGAGCGUGAUAUUCUAGCAGAGGCCGACAACGAAUGGGUUGUGAAACUAUAUUACUCUUUUCAGGACAAGGAUAAUCUUUACUUUGUCAUGGAUUAUGUAGCUGGUGGAGAUUUGAUGUCACUCUUGUGUAAAUAUGGAGUGUUCAAAGAAUCACUUGCUCGAUUUUAUAUCGCUGAGCUUACAUGUGCUGUGGAAAGUGUUCAUAAAAUGGGCUUUAUCCAUCGAGAUAUCAAACCAGACAAUAUUUUAAUUGAUUCAAAUGGCCAUUUAAAAUUGACAGAUUUUGGCCUUUGUACUGGUUUUAGAUGGACUCAUAAUUCAAAAUAUUACCAAAUAAAUGGAGACCAUGCCAGACAAGAUUCCAUGGACAUACCAGAUGACUGGAGCUUAGGUAAAGAAUGCAGAUGUAAUCCAAUGAAACCUCUAGAACGAAGAAGAAGGCGUGAGCAUCAACGGUGUCUAGCUCACUCGUUAGUGGGAACUCCAAACUACAUUGCGCCUGAAGUUCUUCAGAGAACAGGUUACACCCAACUGUGUGAUUGGUGGAGCGUAGGAGUAAUUUUAUAUGAGAUGCUAGUCGGUUCACCACCUUUCCUUGCCAAUACCCCCGGUGAAACACAGUACAAGGUGAUCCACUGGGAGACAACCUUACAUAUACCCAAGGCAGCUAACCUUUCUCCAGAUGCCACAGAUUUAAUAUUAAAGCUGUGUAAUAGUCCUGACAGAAGGCUAGGUAAAAAUGCAAAUGAGGUGAAGGAGCAUUCGUUCUUUUCUUCAAUCAACUUUGAUGGGAGCCUAAGAAAGCAGAAGGCUCCGCACCAACCCCGGAUUCAGCAUUCUAUGGACACUUCAAAUUUUGACCCAGUGGCUCCUGAAAGAUUAAGAAACUCAGAUUCAUCUGAUGAUUCUGACGAACAAUUAGAAAGUGAUAAUAAUCCGUUUCAUGGAUUUUUUGAAUUCACGUUCCGGCGGUUUUUUGAUGAAGGGGGCUGGCCACAAAAGUUGGCCUUGGACGAUAACGACAAUCAGAGCCCCGUUUAUGUAUGAUCUAUGACCUAUGACUAUUAAAUUGAGGGAAUGUGAUAUCCCUUUAGAAGUUUUAAAUGAAAAAAAAAAAUUGCUAGAUGUGCCUUUUGUGGUGUGUUAAUUUUAUUUUGUGACUGUUUGGGUACCUCCACAAAGCUUAAUAUUUUUCAAAUGAAUGUUAGGAGUUUCUGAAGGGAUAUGAUGUUUAAUUUAUGGAAUACUCUUGCAAUCAUAUUAAGAUUUGUGGAGGUACCUUAUUGGGCUAUGCAAGUAUGUGUGUGCUGCUGCCUUUUGCUAUAGCUGUUAUUAUUGUAACAGUGAACUGCCUCACUCUCUGUUGCCCCUGGACAUUGUCUGUAGCAUUUUAGCAAAUUUGAAACUGGCACUUCCUUGUUUUCCUUAAUAGUUGUUAUUGUAAUUUAAAGUAGACUAUAUCAAUUUUGUUCUCAAACUCAGUUGCCAGUUUUUUAGUUGUUCUAUGCUGAUUUCUCUUCAAUGUGCCAUUUGUUAUAGUAUUAUUGGAUGCCUUGUGAUGUAACUGUCAUUUUGUAUUUCACAUGUGCUUUUUCUUCAAAAGGGUGGUCAAUCUUCUAUUGUAGUGCCUACCCCGACUUUCCCCCAUGUGUUGUUUGACUUAAAGCUCUUGCUUGGUUUAUCUUUUUUUAUCUCACUACACAGCUCCCUCUAUCUCAUUUUAUUCACUAUAUAUAUCCCUACAUUGUAAGUUGAAGUUUUCUUGUCAUGUAAAGAACUGAAAUAGUGUGCCAAUUGUGGAACAAUAUUUAUAUUUUUAUUGUGCUUUUAAUGUGUGUCAGAAUUGAAAUGCUUGUUUGUU
Frankliniella occidentalis (western flower thrips) is the source of this 4737-nucleotide messenger RNA. Its product is annotated as serine/threonine-protein kinase Warts. The record is from RefSeq and is a predicted model, not a curated record. Gene Ontology annotation, molecular function: protein serine/threonine kinase activity; ATP binding. The transcript is spliced from 8 exons. Gene Ontology annotation, biological process: G1/S transition of mitotic cell cycle; positive regulation of apoptotic process; regulation of organ growth. Lineage: Eukaryota; Metazoa; Arthropoda; Insecta; Thysanoptera; Thripidae. The coding region runs from base 552 to 3923 and encodes 1123 amino acids.